AUGUUGAAGAAAGAUGCUGCAACUAAUUGGACUGAAGAUUGCCAAAAGGCUUUUGACAAGAUCAAGAAGUACUUAUCAACACCACCAGUCAUGGUCCCGCCAGAGCUAGAUAGACCCUUGGUACUCUUUCUUGCAGUGCCAGAUGGAGCCUUCGGCUGCGUUCUGGGGCAGCACGACGAGACAUGGAGAAAUGAACAAGCUAUUUAUUACCUGAGAGAAGAUAUUGCUGAGUCCUACGAAGGUUGUAGAAUGUUCUUUGACGGAGCGGCAAAUUUCAAGGGAAUCGGCAUUGGAGUCAUCUGGGUAUCGGAAACUGGCCAACAUUAUUCGGAAUUGAGAAAGAGGUUCAUGAAGAUCUAUAGCCAACCGGCGUAUUGUGCCCAUGUUAAAGAAGAAACAUGGGAAGCCUUGGUUUCAUGA
This is a messenger RNA of Nicotiana attenuata, 420 nucleotides long. RefSeq lists its product as uncharacterized. The coding region runs from base 1 to 420 and encodes 139 amino acids. The record is from RefSeq and is a predicted model, not a curated record. The transcript has 3 exons. NCBI's taxonomy places the organism in Eukaryota, Viridiplantae, Streptophyta, Magnoliopsida, Solanales, Solanaceae.